UCUCCUUCUCCCUCGUUUCCAGUGAUGGAGGACACCGGGGUGCACAGGGGGAUAUGGGACGGAGACGCCAAAGCGGUCCAGCAGUGUCUGACGGACAUUUUCACCAGCGUUUACACCACCUGCGACAUCCCGGAAAACGCCAUCUUCGGCCCCUGCGUGCUCAGCCAUACCUCGCUCUACGACAGCAUCGCCUUCGUCGCCCUCAAGUCCACGGACAAGAGAACCGUCCCUUACAUAUUCCGGGUGGACACCUCGGCUGCUAACGGCUCCUCCGAAGGCUUGAUGUGGUUGCGCCUCGUCCAGUCCGCCCGAGACAAAGAGGAACAGAACCUCGAAGCCUACAUCAAAAAUGGACAGUUGUUUUAUCGCUCCCUCCGACGGAUUGCCAAAGAUGAGGAAUUACUGGUUUGGUACGGGAAAGAACUGACCGAAUUGCUGCUGCUGAGCACCGCCAGGUCCCACAGUAAAAUGAAUGGGUCGCCCCCUUACACGUGUCUGGAGUGCAGCCAGCGCUUCCAGUUCGAGUUUCCCUACGUGGCCCACCUGCGGUUCCGUUGCCCCAAGAGGCUGCACGGGGCAGACAGCAGCCCCGCCGACGACUCUAGCCCAAAGGACAGCAGCGCCAAGGACCGCGAGGCCACUCUGGGGCCUCUUGGGGCCCCCAAGUACCUCAGCAAGCCCAGCGGGGGCCAGCCGCAGAUCCACCGCCAGCACUACCACGGCGUGGCUCCGGACAAGACCAGCGGGAGCCACGGAGGUGUGACCAAGCCUUCCACCGACUUCCACAACUUGGCGCGGGAGCUGGAAAACUCGCGCAGGAAAUACCCGGCUGGCGGCGGCGGCGGCGGCGAGGCGUUGGUUGACGAGCGGGGCCCGGCGGCCGCGAGGGGGCGUUUGGAGAGGCCGGUGCCUUCCUCGCCCAAGGAGGACCUCGUGUGCACUCCGCAGCAGCAAUACAGGCCGGCGGGGAGCUAUUUCGGCCUGGAGGACAGCAGCCGCCUCUUCGGGCCUCCGAGCCCAGAGACUGGCGACGCCAAGAGGAGCGCCUUCGUGGAGGUGAAGAAAGCCUCCCGAGGGCUGGACGGAGGCGACGACGACAAAGAGCGCGGCUCCCCCGGCAGCGCGCAAGCCAGCGGCGCGGCCGGGGAUAAGCGGUCGCCGCCGCCGCCGCCCCCGCCCCCGCCCCCGUCGCAGCACCUGCUGGGCUCGCGCUCGGGAGGCAGCGCCUUCACCACGGUGCCCUCGUCGCAGCCUUCGAGCGUGGGCAGCCCGGAGGAGCGGAAGAGCGCCUUCUCGCAGCCCGCGCGCUCCACUUUCUCGGCCGCCGCCUCGGCGCACGUGACGCAGCUCGUGCUGGGCCAGAAGCUGAGCGCGCUGGUGGAAGGCGGCUGCCACGCCGGCGCCGAGGGAGGCGCGCGCCUUUACGCGCCGGACCCGCUGGCCGUCAAGUUGCCGGGCGCGCCCGAGCUGAGCGGCGGCGGCGGCGCGGCGGGGGCAGGCGCCGGGGCCGGAGGAGGCGCUGUGGGGGCGGGCGGAGGGGGCGCCGCAGGCGGCGGCGGGGGGCUGCCCAAGCAGAGCCCCUUCCUCUAUGCCACCACCUUUUGGCCGAAGAGCUCGGCGGCGGCGGCCGUGGCGGCGGCGGCGGCGGGCCCGCUCCAGCUGCAGCUGCCCUCGGCUCUGACGCUGCUGCCGCCGUCCUUCACGUCGCUCUGCCUGCCGGCGCAGAACUGGUGCGCCAAGUGCAACGCCUCCUUCCGCAUGACCUCUGACCUGGUGUACCACAUGCGCUCGCACCACAAAAAGGAGUACGCGCUCGAGCCCCUGGUCAAGCGGCGGCGCGAGGAGAAGCUCAAGUGCCCCAUUUGCAACGAGUCCUUCCGGGAGCGCCACCACCUCUCCAGGCACAUGACCUCGCACAACUGACCAGGCUCGCUUUCAUGACUCCCCGCUCCCGCUCCUCCUUCAAGGGAUUCUGUAGAUGGGAAGAAAAAGUCGGUGAAGCAUUUCGGAGCAACCUGGACAAAAGUACAAUUCCCCAGAAAUUUGGGGGCAGGGGAUGCAAUUCCAAACUGGUUUAAAUGGGUGGUGUAAAUGUGCCCAAAGAGUGGGGGAGCAGGCAAUGCUGUACACACAGAUGCACACACACACCUGUAGGCCUAUGUCGCUGUGGUGAU
Messenger RNA from Elgaria multicarinata webbii, 2174 nucleotides. It is a transcript of the gene PRDM8, whose product is annotated as PR/SET domain 8. Bases 25 to 1923 code for a protein of 632 amino acids. Gene Ontology annotation, cellular component: nucleus. Lineage: Eukaryota; Metazoa; Chordata; Lepidosauria; Squamata; Anguidae. Gene Ontology annotation, biological process: oligodendrocyte development; regulation of DNA-templated transcription. The transcript has 4 exons. The record is from RefSeq and is a predicted model, not a curated record. Gene Ontology annotation, molecular function: protein binding.